Molecule: messenger RNA, 2500 nt
Organism: Microstroma glucosiphilum
Lineage: Eukaryota; Fungi; Basidiomycota; Exobasidiomycetes; Microstromatales; Microstromataceae
Exons: 2
Coding region: 403-2079 (558 amino acids)
Source: RefSeq, a predicted model, not a curated record
CUUCCCUCUGUCUCCCGAUGACCUCGCUCCUGAUCAUCGUAUCCCUCCUCUAAGUCAUCGUCUCCCUCAACUUCCCUCUCUAUAUCCUCCCUUCCCUCCUCCAACCCCAGCUCCAUUUGGGUGACACACGUUCGCUAGUUCCACACUCUUUUAAAGAUCCUAUCCACAUCCUCCGCACCCUAAAUCACAGGUCAGACUUCUCCUACUGUCAAGUGACCUCUUCACCAAAGACGCACAUCCUUUCAAAUCGAUCGCAUCUCUCCUGAACGUUCGUGCUGCCCUCGAGAAUCGCAAGUGCGGCUUCAUUGAUUAUUUGGUAGCAGCCCAAAGCUUUUGCAGAGAACUGAAGAUUUGGUGCGCAAUUCAGCUCUGCACUCAGUUGCCGACAUCCCUUUGGACGCGAUGAAUUCACAGCCGUCUUUUGACGAGGCACUGGGUCACAAGCCCACGGUAGCUCAGCGCGAGUCUCGCAUCGGAUCUAUCUACGAGAAGUAUCUCUAUGAUCCCAAAGACUUGACAUCGGCCGAUCCGUUGCUUCGAGCUUUGGCACGCAAUGCGUCAGGGGACAAUGUCGAAGGCUCAUACGCUGGGGCCGGCGGACAUACUUCGCAGCCCUUCGGAGCCAGUGCUGGUGGGGGCUUCUACGACGAAGAGCGAAAGGGGCAAGUCAAUGCUGGCCUACAGACGCUGGAUCUCUCAGGCAACCUCAUGGAUGUCCUGCUAGAAACAGAGGAGACUGCUGAUGGCGCCCAAGGUUUCUCAGCGGUUCCCACGCCAUUCAAAGAGAGAUCGGCCUCCCAUAAAGCCCUCACCGCGCAGCUCGGUCUCGACACACCCCUCCCACCACCACAAGAGUGGAGAGAUAGCAGCUAUUUCGCAUCACGUCCUGCAGUCCCUUUCAAGCGGACUAGCGCUUCAUCGAGCCAAGCAAGCAUGUCGCCGACCAAGAGCUCCUUCCGCACCCCUCAAAGGCCGCCAAGCGCCAUCCUCCCAUCACCCAAUCCUUCCGUCCCAUCCUCAGGGUCGUCGCAGCACAGUGCCUUUCGCUUUGGCUCCGAUGUCGAUUCCCUCGCCUCGCCGCCUCUCAGUCCUUCCGAUUCGUUCAGGAAGUCAAGCCCACGCGCCCCAAAACCAUUGCUCCUCUGCCAAGGUCUCGAACCCGUCUCACCACCAAAGAGCAUGGGCAACCCUCCACCCUUGGGCUUCUCUGAGACUGGUGACGCUGCGGUGGUGAAGCAGAAGUACUCGUUGCUUCGUCGAAGUGUAGCCUUUGUCACAGGUAGCAACGGUCCGUCACGAAAGCCUAGCGUAUUGAAUGGCCGGCAAAGUCUCAUGCAGAAGUCGCUCACGCUGGUCAUGGGUGGACAGAGACCCUCCGAAGCGAGCGAAAAGCUCUUUGACGACGAAGAGACGCUGGCGCCUCCCCGUCACAGAGGGUUUGAGAAGGCAGAUACGAAGAGCCCGCAGAUCCAUCAAUUGGCCAGUCCGCGUGGAGAUACAGCGGAAUGGGAUGCAGAUGGUGCAGCCGCCCAAUUCUGGCGACGCUUCGAGCUGGCUCAGAAACGGGCAGAGCUGGAUGAGAAGUCUUCGCAGACUUUGCGACAGAGACUCGAUGCCCAGAGGAAGGCUCACCUCUGGUCGGUUGGAUCGGCUGCAAUUCUCAUAGUAGCCGCCAUCAUCGCGGUCAUCGUAUGGAGGGCGAACCUGAACGAUGCAAACACCCAGCCAAGCGCCGCAAACCGCGGUUCUUUCGCCGGCACUACUACACCCGCUCGCCGUGCCCUCAGGCCUACAGGUACCCAAGCUCGCCGUGCCCUCAAGGCCACAAGCACUCUCAUGCCAGCGUCUCAGCUCAAGCGACGUCUCAUCAUUAGGGACCAGCUUUGGGUUGAUGCCCAGGUCAAAUCGCCCACCAAAGCAUCGGGUUCUGCUGCUACCGCCGCCCAACAACAUCCUGCUGUUGACGUGAUUUCCGUCCGUUCGCCUGCAGAGAUUGGCGCCUACGAUCACCAGAACCCCGGACUUCACCGACGACUGACAAAACGUCACUCGCAGAUGAGACGCCGCCUGAGCGAGUGAUCGCAUCGGCGGGACAAGGGCUGCGUCAGCCUCGACGCUCUAUGCUCUCCGGACAAUACCCUUCGCAUUCCCCUGUCUAUAUUGCCUACGCUUCUUUUUUGAGCUUUGCAUUCUUGCUUCCCUUUUACACACGCCAGCACAAUCAUCGAUUCUUCAUAGACAUCACACUACCACACCAUGUAAUCCUACCAUCUUCUCCUUCCUCAUCGGCCGAACCACUCUUAGUCAGCCGCACAUGGACGCCGCGAGAUCUUCCUCGGGUCCAUUGCUGGGCAAUCAAUUAGAAUCAAUGUCUGUCUUCCUUUUGCUGAGCGAAUCCGUAGCACCUCUACGCACAGUCUCCUCGCGGCUCAUAGGCCCAAUGUCUGCAGUCUCUCGAUACCUUCCUCUUCUAAUCUCAUCCCCGUCCACCCCAGCAUGG